AUGAUCAUACCCACGUUGAUCGUCGGAAGGGCUGCAACCUACAUGAUGACGACUUUAGUUGUCUAUGAAUAUUGCGUCACUCUCGAGACCGAGAUACGGCUCUUCUGGAGGCGCAAGGCUACAAGAUCGAAUGUUCUCUUCUUUUUUAAUCGCUAUGUAUGCCUCGCGAACAGGGUCACUGUUCUUGGAGUGGAAGCACUAAGUCAGCACGCCGUGACAGUGUACUGGUUUGGAGUGGCUGUUGAUAAUGACGUCUUGUGCAGGACUUGUUACAAUGUCUCGAUUAGCACUCCCGAUAACGACACUGCUAGGGUACAAACUGUACCCGGACUUAUGGACCAUGAAUGUUCACUGGACUAUGUAUAUGGGUUGCCUGGAGAAUUAGAACCGUACGAGUCUGGAGAGCUGCUGUCAAAGAACACGUGCAAGCAAAUCUUACAUAUUUGGUACUGCGAGAUGAUAAAUUUCGUGCUUUCUAACGUCGUCGCCAUGUAUAGCCUCGGAACAAUAUUGCUCUCCCGGUUCAUGCUCGAUCUUCGUCGGACCGCAGACAGUAUGGACAAGACUGGGGGCACAAUGUGGGCUAGCGAUAUGGAACUGUCGACUAUGCAGCCUCAAGACGACCUUGUAUUCCGGAAUGAGCGGUCAGAAGGCAGUGCGCCUGAUGGACUGGGUAUUGGUUGGGAAGAUCCAAGUGCAUACCAACGUACCCGGUGGAUGAUUCCUCUCCCUUGGUCGGUUCCUCCAUUUGUGGUCCCCGUUCCCGAAGGCUCCUGGCUGCACAAUCUCGGCGUCCGCAGCCUGGUGUUCUACGAGUACUGUUUGACUCUGCACACUGAAGUCCAAGAGUACUGGGAUCGGGAGCUGACGACGUCGUCUAUACUGUUCUUCGUGAACCGCUACGCGAGUCUGGCGAACAGGGUCGCUGUGAUCUCCGCGUAUAUCUUGCUCGCGCACGGCUGGAGCAUAGUGCGCGUCUACGCCCUCUGGGCGCAUAAUCUCAACCUCUUCAUCCUUAUACUCAUGCUUGGGCUCAUCCUCCCCUGUACAACACUGGUAGGUGUCCUCGUGCUCUCCGCAGCCUCGUACGCGCUCAUGACCUGCCCUCCGCCCCAGUAUUUCUCGACGAACCCUGGCGCCGCGCCGGUCGUCUUCCAGUGCGGACCGGAGACCUACACUGACAGCCCUCUCUCUUCGUGGUCGCGCCGGCCCUCUGCAGCCACACCACCACUGAGUCCCGUCCCUCGUCCGGCCUCCCCCCUCCGUGCACUCACUAUCGUGAACGUAAACAGCCGUCGCAAUCACGACUCCGCGCGCGCGUUCAACAUCCUAAACGAGCUCCUCGUGCUACUCUUCACCUGGAAGCGCACGCUGCACGUCUACCGCUCCGCCGCCCGCGCGCGUAUCCGCGCCGACCUCUCACGGCUGCUCCUCCGCGAUGUCUCUGUCCUGUCCGCGGCCGCGUGCGGUGUCCCGUCCGCCGUCGUCGGCUUCAACGCGUUCUCGCUCGCAUGCAACCUCGCCAUCGGCAACACCAUGAACAUCGCUGACCUCUCUGCGCUCGCCGCGAUCCUGCUGUCGCGCUUCAUGCUCGACCUGCGCCACGCCGUGCGUGACCCCGCGCGGGUCUGCGGGCCCGACAACCUCGACCUCAACCUCAACCUCGACCUCAACCUCGACCUCGACCUCAGCCGCAACCUCAACCUCGACCUCGACCUCGACCUCGACCGCAGCCGCAGCCGCAGCUUCGGCGACAUGGGCGCGCACCCGGGCGACGCGCUCGGGGCAGGACUCGUCGCGGCUGCACCAGCGUCUGAGGCGCGCGCGGGGCCAGAGAAGGCCGCAGCGUCAACGUCCGAGGAGCGCGUGGAGGGCCUGGCUAUCUCAUACAUCACAUUGACAGGAUCGCCUGGUAGUGUUACAAUCUAUUCGAAUACACCGGCCAGACCCGGAUCUGUGUGUCAGGAGGAGGCAAAGCUGCAGACACGCCAGCCGCCUCUGCCAACUGUCUGUCCCGGGGAUGCUCUGAUAUGUGGUAAAACCCGGGAGACGUGUCGUUCAUGGAUGUCCCGACGCCACCAGCACAUUAAGGACUGUACACGAGCCGGAGUAGCGCAUACACGCGUGCCGCAGCGCACGGCCGUCUCACCGCACGUCCGUGCCCGCCCAGGGCACCUCGACCGUGCCGAGCACGUACUCGCCGAGGCCAGCGCCGCCCUCCGGGCCCGGGGUGUCCGCGCACGCACGGUCCUUGCCCGCCGAGGUGGUGAGCGCCCCCUCGGCGCGUCCCGCGAGCGGCGGCGCGGCAGCACCGGCGGGCAUGGCGACGAGCACGGCGACGCGCGCGGCGCGCACGGGCGGCGGGGGUGCGAGGGGCGCGCCGACGUCGGCGAAGGCGGAGAAGGCCUCGGGGGGGACGGCGCCGGGGCGGCGCAUGGUGCGCACGACGAGGAGGAGGGAGAGGAUGGGGAUGCAGUCGAGGACGCGGAGGUGGAGCGGGAGGCGCGGCGGCGGAGAGGGCGGCGAGGGCGGCCGUGGGGCGGACGGCGGGGCGCGGACGUAGGUGAGGGAGAGGGGCUGCGCGCGCAGGGGUGA
This is a messenger RNA of Postia placenta MAD-698-R-SB12, 2595 nucleotides long. RefSeq lists its product as hypothetical. The record is from RefSeq and is a predicted model, not a curated record. Lineage: Eukaryota; Fungi; Basidiomycota; Agaricomycetes; Polyporales; Adustoporiaceae. Bases 1 to 2595 code for a protein of 864 amino acids. The transcript has 20 exons.